Molecule: messenger RNA, 1308 nt
Organism: Penaeus indicus
Lineage: Eukaryota; Metazoa; Arthropoda; Malacostraca; Decapoda; Penaeidae
Exons: 2
Coding region: 142-1308 (388 amino acids)
Source: RefSeq, a predicted model, not a curated record
GGCGCCAGUUCGAACAGCACGUGAAAUUCCACGCUCUGUCCAGUGUGUGACAUUGGGACAUCAUCAGAAUCCUAGGCUCUAAAGGCCUAAAAGAGGAGGAGCCUAGCGUGGGAGGAGCUUCGAGUGGGAGGGGCAAGGAGCAUGGCGGUAUUAGGGCAACGCCUUCGAUCAGCUGGACUGGUACAGCUGCUCCUUUUUCCUCUCCUACACACGGGACUGCCUCGCGUGUUGCAGGAUUCUCCAAGUGCGAACAGCGUCUUUAAGGACGUGAUGAACGCUGGAGGGAUGAUGUGUGGAGAGGAAGGAUAUUCUCGGAUGAUCUUCGAGAGCAGAGCGAGGCAGCUGUUAGAGGAUGCCCUUGUCUCCUACACGGGAGGUUUUCACGACCUGCCUCGUCCCCGAGAUUCCUAUUUAAGCCCGGCCUUGCAACGGGAAGACGUGUCAAGGAGUGAAUUCAAGUUCCCCAGUGUGAAGACUUCGCUUUCUGAGACUCAUCCCUCCAGCCUCACAGAUUCGAGAAAGUCCCCGGAUGCUAAGACCAUCGCCGCAAAGACUCCAGUGGUUAAAGAAAUUCACAAAGAGAAGAUGGCGAGCGCACUCGUUCUCCCAGCAAAAACCCUGGAUGAUCAAACUCUUCACUCCAAGAGGGACCCAGAUAGUCGGACGUUCAGCAUCAACACCCAAGAUGCACAGCCUCUCCGCGCAAAGACCCAGAACACAAGCUCGACUUCCACCACCAAGACCGCGAAGGCCUCUCCCACGAAGCCCCCACACGCGAAGCCGUCCCUGUCAGACCCACAGGACAAGCCAAGGGCACCCAGAGUUCGGCGGAGUUGCGGAGGGUCGUUCGUCGUCUUCCCCUUCCUGGUUUUUCUCAUCGGGACGCUGUCCUCGUCCAUCAACAUCAUCAAUAACAUCAACAACAACAAUAAUAACAAUAACAACAAUAAUAACAAUAACAAUAAUAAUAACAAUAACGAAAAUAUGAAUGGGAGGAGUUUCGACGCAGGAAGGUUGCUGACUGCGUCUCUCGACUUGGAAUCUCUCCUGUCGAACUCGAAUCUCAAAGGAGUAGAAAGGUCACAGGGGACUCCUCGUGAACAAACGAGGUCAAAAAGGUCACCAGAGAGAAGAGCAAGGUCAGCAUCACGAAAGAGAGAAGCAGAUUCCAAUUUGCUGCUGAAACCCAUUUAUGAUUUUCUACAUUCGUCUAUCAGUCUCGUGCUUAAUGCUGUCGAAAGCUCGUUUAAUGACAACACGCGGAGUUAUUUUGCAGCACUGAAGUUAAAUCGAAACUUUGUUGAAUAG